AUGAUAUCUGGAUCAGACCUCUCCUCCGCGUACAGACAGCAAAUGCUGGGAGGACGCAGACAGACGGCGGCCACCCUGGAAGAGGUCCAGGAUUUGGUGAGUCCCAACGCAGCCAUGCUGCGGCUGUUGGGGCUGUGGCGCUCACCGCGGUCUGACGGCGAGGGUACCGGCGGUGCCCUGGCUGUGGUGCGCAGCUGGCUCUGCUGCGCCAUGGUGGGCUUCGCCUCGGUCACCACCGGGGCCAAGCUGUGCGUGGACACUCCGGAGGACCUGACCGCGCUCACCGACUGCGGCUACAGUCUGUUACGGCUGUCUGCCAUUGCGGUGAAGGUUGCGUGCUUCAUUCUGCAGAGGACCACUCUCCAAGAACUUGUCAAGCAGCUGGCGGACAUUAGGAAGAUACACGGAAAAAGACAGGCCAACGGUCGUGUGCGCAGCUUCUACCAGCGGCGCGCCACUAUUGUCUACCGCAGCCUACAGGUAUUAGUGAUGACAGUAAUUUGUGGCUGGGUCACCGCACCGCUGUUGCAACACAAGAAAGCCGAUGAAAUUCCUGAAUCACAGAAGGUGGAACGACAGACACCGCUGCCAAUCUGGCUGCCGCUUGAUCUGCAGCGGUCACCGACCUACGAGAUAAUAUACGUGGUGCAGGCGCUGUGUGGCACCGCGGCGGUGCAGCUCUCCAUGUUGUUGGACACCUCCUUCUACAAGCUGACGCUGCUGGUGACGGCCGAGCUGCAGGUCCUCAACGACAACCUGGCGGUGCUCGGGAGAGCGGACGUGUCUGCCGAGCGGAGGGGUAGUUUCCCCACAGCUGUGCCCGGACAGGAAAGGGACGGUGUUGAUGUUCCACGGAUUAAACAGACUGCCGCUCCAGUCACUGAGAAUAACGAUCGCUCAAGAAAGCUACUGUACUUUCAGUUGGUGGAAAACGUACGUCAUCACCAAGCCAUUAUCAAGUGUUUCCAACUGCUGCAGUCGGCCUUAAACUACUCUAUUUCUAUUCUUCUUCUCACCAACAUACUUACGGUGUGCUUCGCUAUCUUCGUCGCUUCUGUGAUGUUACAGAGUGAUGGGGGCCUGAGGAAAGCCAUGAAAACAAUUACUUCGAUUCCCACCUUGUUAUGUGAGACUGGAAUGUUCUGCAUAUUUGGCCAAAUGGUUGUAGAUCAGAGUGAGAGACUGGCUCGGACGGCCUACAGUUGCAACUGGGUUGACGCUGACGCCCGUUUCAAACGAGCGCUCCUCUUACUCGUGACGAGAGCAUCGCAGCCCCUGGAGUUCUCAGUGGGGAAGCUAAUUAAGCUGUCCAGGGAGACAUUCUUGAAGAUUCUGAAUAGUUCGUACACCCUCAUCAGUCUCCUCUAUCAGUUCCAAGUACCAAAAGAUUGAAAUAGCAGAGAAGAACCUAUGACAUAGCAAAAAGAAAUAUGCGAUGAAUGCUUCAAGUACGGCGAAAAUUUACAAAUAACUUUUCAUCACAUUGCAAACAGAGCAUAUCAUUAGUAACUGAUUUUUUCAGACACAUGACUCAUUUUGCUGAAGAUAUCAUUUACACUGAGUUUAUGUUCUGAAUUUUUUAUCGAAGUUUCUCACAUUUAUAAUUAAUUUGUUUGUGCUGUUUACUAGUUGUCUAAGUAUCUCUUUCCAGUUAAAUGGCUUCAUAACUAACAAACUGCUAUAAUCUCAAUAGGUAUAUAGCAACUCAGCUUUUUGCAGUUAAAUGGCUUCAUAACUAACAAAUGCU
This is a messenger RNA of Schistocerca gregaria, 1747 nucleotides long. Its product is annotated as odorant receptor Or2-like. Gene Ontology annotation, molecular function: odorant binding; olfactory receptor activity. NCBI's taxonomy places the organism in Eukaryota, Metazoa, Arthropoda, Insecta, Orthoptera, Acrididae. Gene Ontology annotation, cellular component: plasma membrane. The transcript is spliced from 9 exons. The record is from RefSeq and is a predicted model, not a curated record. Bases 1 to 1392 code for a protein of 463 amino acids. Gene Ontology annotation, biological process: detection of chemical stimulus involved in sensory perception of smell; sensory perception of smell.